Messenger RNA from Cataglyphis hispanica, 815 nucleotides. It is a transcript of the gene Vti1b, whose product is annotated as vesicle transport through interaction with t-SNAREs homolog 1B. Lineage: Eukaryota; Metazoa; Arthropoda; Insecta; Hymenoptera; Formicidae. Gene Ontology annotation, biological process: Golgi to vacuole transport; intra-Golgi vesicle-mediated transport; macroautophagy. Gene Ontology annotation, molecular function: SNAP receptor activity; SNARE binding. Gene Ontology annotation, cellular component: late endosome membrane; Golgi apparatus; ER to Golgi transport vesicle membrane. The record is from RefSeq and is a predicted model, not a curated record. The transcript is spliced from 2 exons. The coding region runs from base 258 to 602 and encodes 114 amino acids.
GUUGGAUAGCGGUUAUGUAGUUACACGAAUGAGUUUGUUAAUAAACAAUUUCUAGGCACUUAAUUUUUAUUGUUAACAAAUGAUCAAAGACACUGAUAAUCUAUUGAAAGGAAACAAGAGUUGCCAUUUUUUAAAAUAGGUAGCAAAGAUAUGUAAGGUUCAUAAUUAUAAAUGAUCUUUGAUUAGAUUUACUCUUAAUAUUCUCCAUUCUUUGUGUAAUUUUGCUGCAUUGUGAACGAAUAGUAUAAAACACAACAAUGAAUUUUGGCGUGGAUUGGGAGGCUGAGCAUCGGCGUGUUUUACUGGAUGGCAACGCAGCGUUGGCACGUUCAGCACAAUCGGUCGCGAGAUCGCAAGCCAUCGCAGCAGAAAAUGAACAAAUUGGGACAGAAGUGGUCUCUGAACUGGGUGAACAGAGAGAACGUCUUUUGCGAGCAAAGCGAAGAUUGUCACAGACGGACGAAGAAUUGAAUAGAACGCGAAAAAUUCUAAAUGCUAUGCGAAUAAAAGUUUUGACAAAUAAAGCUGUCCUUAUUAUGAUCAUAUUGCUGGAACUGAUUAUUCUUGGCAUAAUGGUAUAUUUAAAAUUCUUUCACAAAUAAAUUGCCUAUUUUCGCUAAGCUCAAAGUUAAGGCUUAGAAAAGUAAACGUAUUUAAUACAAUAUAAUGUACAUUACCAAUUAAUGUGUAGAGUUAUAAUUACUUUACACAAAAAUUGUUCUGUAUAUUUUAUAGAAUAAACUGCAAAAAAAUAUAUAUAUGUACAUGUAGAUAUUUAAAUGUAAUUUUUUAACAAUAAAAUUUUUGUUUGCAAA